Molecule: messenger RNA, 2952 nt
Organism: Ramularia collo-cygni
Lineage: Eukaryota; Fungi; Ascomycota; Dothideomycetes; Mycosphaerellales; Mycosphaerellaceae
Product: related to Probable zinc metalloprotease PTRG_04058
Exons: 3
Coding region: 1-2952 (983 amino acids)
Biological process (GO): proteolysis
Molecular function (GO): metalloexopeptidase activity
Source: RefSeq, a predicted model, not a curated record
AUGGCGAAGACGACGCGAUCCUGGAAUCCGAUUUCCUUCCUCGUUACUCAAGUGACUACUAUUGGAGCGCUUAUCUACGCGGCGGCUUUCGUCGUUGUGAUUUUCCAGCACGUCUCGGUUCCACCGGCUCCUCGCUCAGCUACACCUGUCAACGGCAUCAACCUCACUCAGGCAUGGCGGGAUCUUGAAUUUAUCAGCGAUGGAUAUCAUCCGUGGUCGAGCAGAAGGAACGACGAAGUCCGGAAGUACCUUCUAAACCGGAUCGAAGACGUUCUGAAGGAUGUGGAUCACAAGACGGUUUAUGCCUCGACCAACGGCACUUUUAUCUCGGAUUCUCCAGCUUCUCCGAAGCUUGUUACUGUCUUUGCUAAUGAUACUUCCAAUUUCACGGCUGCUGAUAGUUGGUCCAAACGCGCUGCUACUCUCUAUGGCGAAUCGGAGAACAUACUCGUCUACAUCCGUGGCGAACUCGAGGACUCCGAAGGCGACUGGUGGAACGAAACGACACCUUAUACCGGCCCUUCUGGUGUUCUGGUCUCUGCACAUUACGACAGUGUUUCAACGGGUUUCGGAACUACGGAUGAUGGUGUUGGUGUUGUGAGCAUUCUUCAGCUCAUUUCGCAUUUCGCACAUAAUCGACCCAAGCGAGGUAUCGUAGCCUUGCUCAACAAUGGAGAAGAGAAUGGAUUGUAUGGCGCGUACAACUACUUGAGACAUCCCGUAUCGCAGCUGCCGCACACGUUUGUUAACCUUGAAGGGGCCGGAGCCGGCGGUCGUGCUAUACUUUUCCGCUCCACCGACGCAGAAGUGACAAAGGCGUACGCCAAAUCACCCAAUCCGUUCGGAAAUGUGGUGUCCUCGGACGGAUUCUCACAAGGCUUCAUCAGAAGUGGGACCGACUACACCAUUUUCGCUGACAUGGGUGGCCUCCGUGGAUUGGACAUUGCAUUCUAUGAGCCUCGGGCAAGAUAUCACACUGAUCAGGAUUCCAAAUCAAACACUAGCCCAGCAUCCGUGUGGCAUAUGCUUUCCUCGGCUUUGGCCACAGUUCAGGAGCUGACGAAGCGAGGCAAUGGGUUCGAAGGCUCUCGUGGCAAGAAUGGCAAGUUGCACAUCGGAUCUGGAAGCUACAGCUUUUUCUUCGACAUUCUCGGCAAAGCUUUCGCUGUUGGAAAGCUGAACACACUAUUCGCGAUAUCGGUCACCCUACUAGUAGCUGGGCCGGUCAUUUUGAUACUACUGGAAGUCCUUCUCCGCCGGAGCGAUAAAUGGUACAUUUUCGCWGGAAAGAGAUUCCUCAAAUCCUCCGACGAUGAUGAGUCUGUCCGGAUCCAUGGCCAGAGGGGAUUCUUCCGUUUCCCCAUCGCGUUCAUCGUGUCAACAGGCAUUGUUGUAGCGUUGGCCUACCUACUCACCAAGAUUAACCCCUACAUUAUCUACAGUAGUGAAUAUGCGGUGUGGUCUAUGAUGCUGUCUAUCUGGCUCGCCUCGACUUGGUUCCUCAGCAACCUCGCCGCAAACACACGCCCGACUGCGCUUCACCGCAUGUUCACAUUGUUCUGGAUGUAUGCGGUCUCCUGGUUGAUGCUCGUUCUCGCUACGAUUGGCGAGAAGAAUUUACACCUCGGCAGCGGGUACUUUCUUGUGAUUUAUCAGGCUUCCGUGCUAAUCGCACUACUGAUAUCAUAUCUCGAGCUGUUUGCACUGCCUACCAUAAGCAAAUACGUAGCGCACGUACUGGGAGCUCAGCACACAGACGCAGCUUCUACAAGGCCGAAUAGCAGAUCCUCGCGGCAGCUUUUGGAUGUCAGCGCGGAAGGCAAUGAAGAAAACGAGCCUACGGAAAGAACCUCACUUCUUGAUCCUUCUCGCAGUCGUGCUACUAGCCAACACACCUUUACACGCUUCAGCCGACGACGUGCUGAUCGGGAUGAAGUGCCAGAGGAUACUGAUGACCCCUUCCUCAACAAAGCGUACAUGGACGAACAGGCGUGGUCCUCCAAGCUACCCCAGUGGACGUGGGUUCUACAAUUCAUCAUUCUGGCUCCUAUCAACGUCAUCAUCGUCGGGCAGAUUGCACUCAUGAUCACGUCCGCGGUCAAGCAGACGGCUGCCGAUGGGAACUCUGUUCUUGGAAGUUACUGCAUUAUCSCCGGACUUACCGUCCUCAUCCUACUCCCACUGGCUCCGUUCCUCCACCGUUUUAGCUACCACAUCCCGACAUUCCUCUUCCUGGUCUUCAUAGGGUGCCUGAUCUACAAUCUUCUGGCAUUCCCAUUUUCCAGAGAGUCACGGAUGAAGUAMUAUUUUGUACAGCAAAUGGACCUCUCCACCGGUGCAAACAACGUUACCAUCAAUGGUCUCGAUGGGUAUCUCCAGUCCAUUGUAGCAGAAAUGCCGAGUGCUGCUGGACAACCAUUACCAUGCGGCGCAUCUUCCACCCGCAAAGGUCUGACUGAAUGCAGCUAUCAUGGCCUCGCACCGAAUGUCGUGCCAAGAGGCUACGCAGGCCUUCCACGUAAUUCCACCGUGAAGCACGCAUACAAAUCCUGGAUGGACUUGAAUGUUACGCGAAAAGGCGACAGCGCACUGUUCAGUCUUCGCGGACUCAACACGAAGCAAUGUCGCAUAUCCUUUGACAAUGCCGUUUCGAACGUUGUUGUUGAAGAUGGAGCUUCGGACCCGAGGAUGCGCACUGUCCCCGAAGAGGGUAGUAAGGUCGUGCAUCUCUUCAGCCGGGAGUGGGACAAGACUUUCCAUGUAAAUGUUACUUGGGCGAAAGGAGAAGAUGCUAAAGGACAGAAGGGAAAUGCGACUUGUUUGUGGGAGGAUGUCAAUAUCCCAGGGACGAUUCCUGCGUUUGAUGAGUUGAAGCGUUUUGAGCCCUUUUGGAGUGCGGUGUCGAAGAGUGGGAAUGGUUUGCUAGAGGGGUUCAAGGAGUUCAAGGUGUAG